Molecule: messenger RNA, 1336 nt
Organism: Daphnia pulicaria
Lineage: Eukaryota; Metazoa; Arthropoda; Branchiopoda; Diplostraca; Daphniidae
Exons: 6
Coding region: 358-1095 (245 amino acids)
Source: RefSeq, a predicted model, not a curated record
UGCCCUAGGGUUACUUUAGCAUGCGUUAUUGCGUUAUGAUGAGUCUGUGAUGUUCGAUGUUUGUUGUCUCUAUUUGUUUCGUUCUGGUCUCGUUCCUACAUUGAGUUAUAUGGAAUCAUAAAUGAAAAAGUUAGUUGAGACUGAUUAAUGCCGACUGGUAGGCGUAAUCGCGAUGAUUUAAGAACACUCAAUCACCGAGAGUAAUCAACUGAGCUUAAAACUUGAUUAAAAGGAGAGUGAUAUAGGCCUAUUGCUGAAAGUCCGAAACUGCAUAGUCAGCUAUACAUAUAGCAGUUUGCUGUAUAUAAUUUUGCCAAAAAGGUGUUUGCCAUCCAGCAGGUUUUCAAAUCAUUGGAGAUGACUACUGCAACAGACGAGUCAACUGUAGAACUUAUUGAUGUUUCUGAUGAUGAUGAUUGUUGUUCUUUGGUUUCACAGCCAUCAUCAGAUAUUAUAUUCAUUGAGGAAGUUGAAUUUCAUUAUGAUCAAAAAAAUAAUGAAAGAUCAUCCAAGCGUAAAAAAAGGACAAAAACUAUUGAUGUCUACUUUACUUCUGCAAGUGGAGAAAGCAACAAAUUGGUUACUCCUCUGUCAUUGGAUACUGCGCCGAUAAUUGGCGGUGUAGUUACAUCCGAAAAAAAUGGCGAUCUUGAAUCAAACAAAAUUUCAGACAUCUCUGGACCUAGUUUAUUGCCUCCAGAAGGGAUUGCUGUCCCAAUAAAAGAAAUUGCUGCUAUUGUGAAUAAGACGUCGGACACGCAUGACGUAGAAAAUGUAAAUGAUGGAUCUCUUCAAAAGGAGAAUAACGAAGAGGCAAUGAAGGAGACUGUCACUGCAAACGUACUCGGAAAUUCUCAGUCAACCGACAACAUCAAAAAGCAGAAAUACGUUUCCCUGCCAAAGAAUGAUUUUGAAUGUAAUGUUUGCCUGAAGAAGUAUUCAACAAAGAAUAGUCUCGUUCGUCAUCGCUUAAAGCACUCUGACCCUGAAACAUGGAAAAAAUGCCCAUUUUGCGAUUAUAAAACACCGGACUCUUAUGUGCUGAAAGUGCACUUAAGGAAACACGAUAAACGUAGACGUACCAAGGCGUUUUAGGACUGAAGUUGAGAUAAACGAAGAAAAGCAGAUUGCGUUUCGCUUAGAAAAGAUUCGUUAUUGGACGAAUUUCGUCAUUGUUUUGUUGUUAUUUUUCAAUUCGUUUAUCACGUUAGUGACAGCAAUCAAGAAGCUUUUAAAUAAAACAAGAACAUUUCUUUUUUUAAAUUUGAUUCGAUGGAGAUACGUGGAUGCUAUGUAAACUGCUUGAGUAGAGAAUAUAGAACGCUCUAAUCUUGGA